CUGGCAGAGCGGAGGCCACGCAGCCCAAGGCUUCCCAGCUGCACUCUCUGACCAAUCGGACCACUUUCCCUUCCUUACAAGCGCAGCGAGACAGACCCUGCUGAGUGACGUCCACAUCCUCCUCCAAUCAGAGGCUGCGGGGCGCAGUUCAAACCUUCAGACGGCCGUUGGUGGAGGUGUGUGCAGCUGGCUGCGGGUAGGGGAGAUUGCCUCGGUUCAGCCUCUCUUCUCCCACCCCGAGUCGUACUAUGGUAUGGAGAGGCGGCUGCUGACCCCAGGCCCCUUUCGUGCCACGAAGCUGUGGAAUGAAGUUACUAAAUAUUUUCGGGCAGGAAUGCCACGAAGAAAACAUAGGCAACACUUUAAAAAAUAUGGCAACUGUUUUACUGCAGCUGAAGCAACUGACUGGCUUCAUGAAUUACUUAAAAAUAAUAACAAUUUUGGUCUAGAAGUUACUAGGGAGCAAACUGUCCAGCUUUUAAGGAAGUUUCUGAAAAAUCAUGUGAUUGAGGAUAUAAAAGGAAGAUGGGGCUCAGAAAACUUAGAAGACAACAAUAAUUUGUACAGAUUUCCUUCAACUUCUCCAGUUAGAAGUCCACCAAGUCGGUGUCCAUUGCGUGAGAAAAAAAAUAUUCCUAAAGAAUCAGACAGUGCACUUAAGGUGCCACAUUUCUUCAGGAUCACUCCUAAAAAAAAUGAACAACUAGUAAAUCAGGAAAUUGUAGAGAAUUUAAAUAGUGAUGCAGUGCAAGAACAUACCGACAAAAUGGCACACAGCAAGAGAAUAAGCCAAGCAGACAUUGAAGAAAUUUGGAGAAGCACCAUUUUGAUACACUUGCAAACUAUUUUAGGUGUACCAUCCUUAGAAGAAGUCUUGGACCCAGCACAAAUAUUUCCUAAGCAUAUCAUAUAUAAUAUGACAAAUACAAGUAAACGUGGUGUUGUUGUUCUGCAAGACAAAUCAGAAGACCUUCCACAUUGGGUACUGUCUGCCAUGAAAUGUUUAGCAAACUGGCCUAGAAGUAAUGACAUGAGCCAGCCAAUUUAUGUGGGCUUUGAACAAGAUGUAUUUAAAACAGUUGCUGACUAUUUCCUUAGCCUCCCUGAACCUUUGCUUACUUUUGAAUACUAUGAACUGUUUGUGAACAUCUUAGUCUUAUGUGGCUACAUCACAAUUCCAAAUAGAUCCUGUGGAAACCCUAGUUCCUGGAAUGGCUUGCAGCUUCCAAAAACUCCACAUUUAAACUCUUUCAGAUCAACUGAAUGUCUCCUGCUAAGUUUGCUCCAUCGUGUUACUGACAAAAAGGAUGAGACUUCUGGAACUGUUUCUAAAAAGAUGGAUAGAGUUGAAAGAAGUUGUGGUGCAAAGUUCCAGCAAUAUAAUACAGCUCGUAAACGUGGCAGUCUUCAUGAACUAAUGGAUGACAGUUACCAGAAUCUUUCAAGACUCAAAAAUGAAGAAGCCCUGCCUCUCAAAUCUAAAGCAAAAUAUUGCUCUUUGGAGGGAAUUACAGAUACCACAGCAACCAUGCUUAGCAAAGAUGGAUUAAAAAUGCUUUCUCAACCUGAAGUUCACAUCACGCCAGUCACAAAAAAUGAAAAUCAGCUGCUUCAUUCACAGUAUAAACCAGACUCUUUGAUGAAUCUGUGUUCUAGUAACACUAAUCAAAAACAGUCAGGUGGUGUCAAAAGAGUUUUUGCAUCUGGAGUUACUGAGCAAAAACUACAUAGUGGUAACUGUAAGUCAAAGCAACUUGGCAGGUCUCAGAGUUUACGUGAAAAUAAAUCCAAUCGGUGUAGCAUCAGUGAUCCAGUUGCAAAGAUCACAUCUAGUAAACCACAUCCAGUAAACCACAAAAACCAAAGUACUGCUAAAUUGCUUGCUAAAACAGGAAGUGAGCCUGAAUGUUCUGAUGUUGUCAUCAGUAAGAGACUCUGCAAAAGUUCCACAGAACUUUCAGAAAACUUAUUUUCUCCUGACACUUUUAUGUUGACUGGCACAUCAAGUCUGUUGCAACCUCAUUUAGAAAGAGUGGCCAUUGAAGCUCUGCAAGUGUGCUGUUUGCUCCUUUCACCACCCAAUCGCAGAAAACUUCAACUCUUAAUGCGCAUGAUCUCCCGAAUGAGUGAAAAUGUUGACAUGCCACGCCUUCAUGAUGCAGUGGGCACAAGAUCUUUGAUGAUACAGACAUUUUCUCGAUGUGUAUUGUGUUGUGCAGAAGAAGUAGACCUUGAUGAGCUGCUUGCCACUAGAUUAGUUUCCUUUCUAAUGGAUCAUCAUCAAGAUAUUUUUCAAGUUCCAACUUAUUUACAAGUUGCAGUGCAAGACCACAUAGAGACUUUAAAAACUACUCAGAAGAAAUGUUUUGGGGAAGAUCUGAGUGCCAUAUUUCCUACUUACUCCUACUGCAAGAGGAUAACUACUCAGGAAUUUGAUGAACAAAAAGUUUAUACUUCUCAGGCUGCAGUUGCAGAGCUCUUGGAAAGCAUUAUUAAGGAUCGAACAUUAUCUAUUAAAGAUAAGAAGAAAAAGCUUAAACAGUUUCAGAAAGCAUACCCACAGAUCUAUCAGAAGAGAUUUCCAUUGACAGAAAGUGAAGCCAUAUUGUUUGAAGACAAGCCCACAAUUAAGCAGCCAAUGCUCAUUCUGCAAAAGCCAAAGUUUUGUAAUCUAAGACAUUGAUUUUCAUUUUUUUAAAUUUCACUUGCCUGAUGCUUGUAAAUAGCAUUUGUGGACAAGUAUGCUAAAAUGUGCUAAAGUUGCCUAAAGUGAAAAUGAUUACAUCAGUGUUUACAAAUGAACCCAGUAGCUGUAAAUACAAAAAGAAUAAGUGUAAGUGAAAUGGAGGUGACAUUAUAUAUAGUCACACUAGUUGCCAACAAGAAAAAUGUGGUGAUAUUGAGAAAAUGAAACAAACGUAAUAACUCUUUCUGUUCUGGAAAGGGUGGGAGGGUUUUUCAAAACACCAUAAAUUGUCCUUUGUCUUCAGUUUUGAUAUAUAUUAUAUGGUUGGAUCUUAAGUAAAGAUCUUGAGCUUGAACCUUUGGUUCGAGUAACAUAACUGUACAUUUCUCCUAUAAUUUGCACUUAUUGUAAAUAAAAUUAUAUUCUCAGUGAUAAGUAUCCUGUUCUGAUGGAAUGCAGUGUAACAUGCUUUUGACAAAAAACAGUGAAGACUAGGAAGCAUAGAGCAUGGUCACAGAGAUACAAAAAAUGAUCAAGAUUCUGUUUGCAGUCGUGGCCCCUUUAUGUACAAGUCUAGCUUUUGAAAGAGAUGGCUACCUUGCUUCAACAGCCAUAAGGGGACAGUUCAUAUCUUCCUGACACCAGCACCACUGUGGGGAAAAAUUGAAUUGCAUAGUUUAUGAGCCCUUAUUUCACUAUUUGUACUGUGCCAAGUCCUUACAAUAUGUUUUAUUUUUGUUAUUGUUCAAUUAAUAUCUAUAUGUUCUGUUGCAAGAGCAGACUAUCUAGAUGUUUUCCUUUUUAUCUUUAUUCUGUUUACAGCAUUGGAAUGUUAUUUAAGCUCACCUUUUAAAUAUAUCAAAAUAGUUUAAUAAACUCUGAUUUAAUGUGGUUAACUGAAAUUAAUACCUUGCUGUGAAAGUGUGUUCAACUGUGUCAAAGCUGUAGUAAAGGAAUCUAAUUCCUAAACCUAAAA
Messenger RNA from Heteronotia binoei (common prickly gecko), 3662 nucleotides. It is a transcript of the gene DEPDC1, whose product is annotated as DEP domain containing 1. The transcript is spliced from 12 exons. Gene Ontology annotation, biological process: intracellular signal transduction. Gene Ontology annotation, cellular component: nucleus; transcription repressor complex. The coding region runs from base 254 to 2683 and encodes 809 amino acids. NCBI's taxonomy places the organism in Eukaryota, Metazoa, Chordata, Lepidosauria, Squamata, Gekkonidae. The record is from RefSeq and is a predicted model, not a curated record.